Messenger RNA from Oxyura jamaicensis (ruddy duck), 2794 nucleotides. RefSeq names its product protein spinster homolog 3-like. Gene Ontology annotation, biological process: transmembrane transport. Bases 936 to 2432 code for a protein of 498 amino acids. The record is from RefSeq and is a predicted model, not a curated record. Gene Ontology annotation, cellular component: membrane. The transcript is spliced from 14 exons. Gene Ontology annotation, molecular function: transmembrane transporter activity. NCBI's taxonomy places the organism in Eukaryota, Metazoa, Chordata, Aves, Anseriformes, Anatidae.
UAGUUACACAACACAAGAAGAUUAGUCCCACAUAGGAAGCAAAAUGGGUUAAGAUAGUGUAACUACAGAUAUCUAUGGCCUGUAGUAUUAUCAUUGAAUACAACAUUUGUGUCUACUGGAAAAUUAUACUGCUGUAAUUAUUAUAAUGUACACAGGUACUCUGGCAACGAAUCUAAUUUCUACAGAAGCCCAAGGUAAAACUGGGCUUUGAAGCAGAGAAGGAAAUACCAGCUAGGCCUGUUGCUGGAAGCAGGUGAAUGGACGAAAGGGAGGAGCGCCGCCAGCCUAGGGAGUUCUGGUCACUUCUUGCUGCGAUCUUGCUUCAGCACUGGAUUUUUCUGAUCUUAAUUUCUUGCUGUGUAUGACUGGUUUGUUCUUGCAUGUUUGACUGGCCAAGGUUUUACAGACUUCAUUACCAGUAGUUGAUUAAAAUCAAAAGAUGCACAGGAAAUAAGUGAGUCUGGCCACUUUCUGCAUCUGCUCUCAUGUUGGAAUGGAAGCUAUGCACUGCCUAAGGUGGCUCUGUGAGCAUGUGCUGGGACAGAAACUUCUCCUGCUAUACCUUUUGAGGCAGAAUUACGUGGAUACAAAUGAGGAGAAUCUUACCUAUGAAAUGAGUUAUUUGGAUAAUCCCUCAAGAAGUUUUCAUUAUGUUGCAUUUUGUUUCUUGUUUUAGAAGUGUAGGAGAAGACUCUGAACUAGUGUCCUUCCCCAGACAAAAGCAUGAUCUACGUCCCUGGAAGUUUAAAACUACAUCGAUUAAAUUUCUUCCCACUGAGAGGAACAUUUAAUUUCAGUUUUUAGUGGCUGGGCUUCAUCGCCGGAAAUGACUAUAGUGAUUGAAGUUCCUCAUAGCUUGAAAACAAAAUUGACUUGUAGCUUGUUGCACUAAGGAAGCGUUUUAUAAUAUAUGGUGCCUUUCUGCGCUGGGAAAUAUGCAGGACCCUAGUGCACAUGAAAGCACAGGCUUGCAGUCCCAGCCACCUCCUGAGGAGCAGAACUAUGGAACUAGUGAAGCACAUGAGAGACAAGGUCCAUUUGUGUCAGUGUCAAGGAACAGUCCAGCAAAGAGUGAUUACCUGACGGUUGGUGUGCUAUGCUAUGCGAAUUUAAUAAACUUCAUGGACUGGUUUAUUGUUCCAGGGAUCCUGUUGGAUAUACAGCAAUACUUUAAUCUCAGCGAUGGGAAGGCAGGUCUACUGCACACAGUCUUCAUCUUGUGUUACAUGCUGGCUGCCCCCUUCUUUGGAUACCUCGGUGACCAGUACAACAGGAAAAUCAUCCUUGGAGCUGGUAUUUUCUUCUGGUCUGCUGUAACAUUAGGAACCUCAUUCAUCAGUGAAUCGUAUCACUGGAUAUUCUUUCUUUCCCGAGGACUAGUUGGCAUUGGCACAGCCAGUUAUUCCACAGUCGCACCUACCAUCAUUGCAGACCAAUUUGAUGAGGAAAAAAGGACCACAUUGUUAUCUAUCUUCUAUAUCUGCAUUCCAGUGGGAAGUGGUCUUGGUUAUGUCCUAGCAUCCAGCAUGGCAAAUGUCACAGGUGAUUGGCACUGGGCAUUCCGGGUAACUCCUUGCCUGGGAGGUAUAGCACUGGUUCUUCUGAUUAAACUGGUCCCUCACAAUAUCCAGAGAAGGACAGAAGCACACAGAGCAUUGAGCAUCUCUGGCACAAUACGAGUAGCAGCUGAAAAACCUGGUGUACAGAGAUCUGCCAAGACUACUUGGUGGCAAGAUGUCAUAUCACUUGGCAAGAAUUGCAGUUUUGUCUGGUCCUCACUGGGUUUGACUGCCAUGGCCUUCGUUACUGGAGCGCUGGGAAUGUGGGUACCGAUGUUUCUUUACAGGGCUCAGGUUGUCCAGGGCACUGUAUCACCAUGCCUCAAAAAAUCAUGCAGUUCAUCUAACAGCCUAAUAUUUGGAGGCAUCACCAUUGGGACAGGAAUCUUGGGUGUCAUUGCUGGGGCAGAAGCUGCAAGAAGAUUAAGGAAGAUAAACAACAGAGCUGAUCCUCUGAUCUGUGCCACAAGCAUGUUUGUUUCUGCUCUGUUCUUAUUCAUAGCGCUGAUGAUGGCCCAGAGGAACAUCACUUCCACUUUUAUUUUUAUUGCAUUUGGAGAACUAUUUUUAUCUGCAAACUGGGCUGUUGUGACAGACAUACUGCUGUAUGUCGUGACACCGAGGCGGCAGUCUACAGCUAUUGCCCUGCAGAUUUUGGUGAGCCAUUUGCUGGGAGAUGCAGGCAGUCCAUAUCUUGUUGGGACCAUCUCCAAUGUUAUUCAGGCCAAGAACAAGCACUCGCUCCAGUGGAGUUUCAGGAGCCUUCAGUACAGCUUCAUCAUCUGCGUUUUUGUUGGUGUCAUUGGGGGAGGUUUUUUCCUCCUGACAUCUUUCUACAUUGAAGACGAUCGCAAGGAAGCAGAGAAGCUCUAAGGUUUCUAUGGAUCUUUUAAACCUUUAUCUGAUAACUUUCCUGUUUGUAUGCCAGCCAUGAUAUUGACUCUGUAACGUUAAAACACAAAUAUAUGUGUUGUGGUAAUAGUACAAUAGUUUCUAUAAAUAAAAUAAAUGCAAAAUCCCAGCAAGGCCUCAGAUUAAACAAAUCUCCCAUAUUGAGAAAAACAGACUUUGCAGAGCACACAAAGAUCACAGAAGUGCUCUUACUGACCUCUUCCAAAUAUGGAGCUCAUAACAUAGCUUUACUGCAGGUAAUGCAUCUUCGUGGAAGGUGUUUCUUUCUCUCAUCUGGUCUUUGGAGCCCACUAUAACCAUUCCUAUCUCUCUGUAAUACUUCU